AGCUUCCAUUCCCAUCUCCACCAAUAUGGAGCUCACGCUAACAAUGUCCAUGGCCACGGCACUGAUGGUCACCGUCGUCGUCGUGCUUCUGCUCAGCUCCGUCGUGAGGCCGCGUCACAGCCAGAGGAAGGUGUUGAACCUCCCUCCUGGCCCAAAGGGAUGGCCGGUUUUCGGCAGCCUGAGCUUGCUAGCAGACACGCUCCCCCCGCACCGUGUGCUAGCCAAGCUUGCGGCGCGCUACGGCCCGCUCAUGCACCUCCGGCUCGGCUCCUUCCACGUCGUGGUCGCCUCCUCCGAGGAGACGGCGCGGCUCGUCCUCAAGACCCACGACCUCGCCUUCGCCGACCGCCCGCCCACGGCCUUCGGCAAGAUCCUCGCCUACGACUACAAGGGCAUCGUGCAGACGCCCUACGGCCCCUACUGGCGCAUGGCGCGCAAGCUGUGCGCCACGGAGCUCUUCUCCGCGCGGCGCAUCGACUCGUUCGAGCACGCCCGCGCGCAGGAGAUGCGCGCCCUGACGCGCGGCCUGUUCGAGCGCGCCGGCGCCGCCGUGCAGGUGAAGGAGCACCUGCUGAGCUUCACCAUGCGCAACAUCCUCCGCAUGGCGCUGGGGGAGAAAUGGUCGUCGGGCUCCUGCGGUAGCCACGACGACGGCGGCGGCGAGGCAUUCCGGCGAUCGCUCAAAGAGUCGUUCAUGGUGACGGGUUUGCUGGGCAAUGUUGGGGAGUGGGUGCCGUGGCUCGGCUGGCUCGACGUGCAGGGUUUCGUCCGGCGGAUGAAGCGGGUGCACGUGAUGUUCGACCAGUUCAACGAGCAGAUACUCAACGAGCACCAGAACGACCGGCGGCGUGCUGGGGCGGGGAUGGACCUGGUGGACGUGCUGCUGCAACUAGCCGAGGACGGGCAGGAGGAGCAGCCGCCGGAGACCAGGCUCACACGCGAUGGCGUCAAGGCCUUCCUCCUGGACAUCAUUGGCGGCGGCACGGAGACCGCCGCGGCGACGUUGGAGUGGGCCCUACUGGAGCUCCUCCGCCACCCGGCCGCCAUGGCGGCCGCCACCGAGGCGCUCGACCGCGUGGUGGGGCGCGGCCGCUGGGUCACCGAGAGGGACCUGCCGGACCUCCCGUACAUCGAGGCCGUCGUGAAGGAGACGAUGCGGCUGCACCCGGUGGGCCCUCUCCUCAUCCCGCACCACGCCCGCGAGGACGCGGUGGUCGUCGGCUACGACGUCCCCGCCGGCACGCGCGUGCUGGUGAACAUGUGGGCCGUGGGGCGCGACCCGGCGUCGUGGCCCGACGCGCCCGGCGCAUUCCGGCCGGAGCGGUUCCUCGCCGGGGGCAGCGCCGAGGGGGUGGGCGUGCACGGGACGCACUUCCAGCUGCUGCCGUUCGGGUCCGGGCGGCGGAUGUGCCCGGCGCACAACCUCGUGAUGAAGGAGGUGGUGGCGGCGCUGGCGAACCUGGUGCACGGGUUCUCGUGGCGGCUGCCGGACGGGGUGGCACCCGAGGACAUGAGCAUGGAGGAAUUCUUCGGGCUGAAUGUAAGUCGGAAGGAGCCACUCGUUGCCCUUGCCGAGCCAAGGCUGCCGGCGCACCUCUACGCCGCUCUCGACUAGCCAUGCUUCCUGGUUUAUGUAUUCAUCAGGCGUUCGUAUAUAUACAAGUAUUUUGACACGUUAAACAUCAAGUGAUUUGUAUCAAUUAUAUCAUAUUUGUAAAUGAGUACCAAGUAUCAUUUUUAUUUCUA
This is a messenger RNA of Panicum hallii, 1746 nucleotides long. Its product is annotated as flavonoid 3'-monooxygenase-like. NCBI's taxonomy places the organism in Eukaryota, Viridiplantae, Streptophyta, Magnoliopsida, Poales, Poaceae. Gene Ontology annotation, molecular function: iron ion binding; oxidoreductase activity, acting on paired donors, with incorporation or reduction of molecular oxygen; heme binding. The record is from RefSeq and is a predicted model, not a curated record. Bases 26 to 1615 code for a protein of 529 amino acids. The transcript has a single exon.